GAUGUCAGUUGUCCAAAUGCAGAGCCAAUCAACAAUCAGCUGGACAGCCCAGUCAUUGUAGAUAGCAUAUAUAAAGCCCACUGAGUAGAUAAUCUCACGGACAGACAUACGUUUCGAAAAGCUACAGCGAAACUGUCCGUUUUGGAAACCCACUACUUCCCCUGCUCAGAAGCAAUGGAUCUUCAGGAAUGGGCCAGCAUUCUCCAGAACACGAUUGAGGAGCAUGACAUAGAGGACACCUGGAGCAUUGAAUUUGAUAGCACCAUCAUUCCUGAUCACCCAGCGAGAGGUUGGCAGCAGUACAUCAGUGGGGCAUUUGCAAGGUUCAUGUGCUCAAAGUGUAAGAGGACCUGGCCUUCGAAAAGAGUUCUGGUGGUGUUUCACAUGCGUCUGUUGGAGGACAAGGGGAUGGUUAAAGUGAAACGCUACAGACAGGAGUGCAAGAAGUGUGUACAGAGUACAAUGGAGGAGCCUCGUUUUAAGACAGAGAACAUUGAGGUGCUGCUGGAGAAGCUUGUUGUGAAGAUCCUCGUCAAGUGCUACUAUCAGGACGCAGGCGAAAAUAAUAACCCAUUCCAUUUGGAAGGGAGGAGUGAUGGACCCCAUGAGGCUGCCCAUUGUGAAGCCUGUAAACAUGGCAUCUGCAGACAGGUGACCACAAAAGAAACAGAAUUGAAAAUAUAGAAACAUCUGGGAAAUGUUUAAUUCCUAAAUGUAUUGUAUAAUCAAUGAACAAUUUUGAGGAGAGUUGGAUGUGGAACUAGAUAUAAUACUGUGAAGAUAAUUUUAUUAUGGGGGGGAGGGAAGAAGGCAUUAACUGAAUUGUCCACCAUUUAAUCCAGACAAAAUGUACUUGUUUUUUAUACAAAAGUUAAUAGUUGAUUGAGAAAGUAGUUUUCGAUAUGCAUCCUUUGCAAUAAUCUCUUACACUUUAAAAGAGUUUGAAGGAAUUACUUCUCAACAGGUGUACAAAUCAUAUCCCAUAUGUCAGGUGAGGACCUUUAUGGUACAGAAACGACUGGCUACAAUGCAAAUACAUACAAAGCAACAUUGCUUUAGAAGCCCAUUUGCAUCGAUUACAAAUAUUUGUGGGACUUUACACAGAUCUUAGUGUGCAAAACGUUACUACAUUUUUAUAAUGUUCAGUGUGUGUGUGUGUGUACUUUGCAUAUGGCAUCAGCAGUGAGUAAAACGCCCUUUUAUGAUUUAUAACUUUGAGUCAAAUGUCCUGACCUGCUAUAAAACUGCUUUAAAAAUCUAA
Oncorhynchus masou masou (cherry salmon) is the source of this 1261-nucleotide messenger RNA. RefSeq names its product receptor-transporting protein 3-like. Gene Ontology annotation, molecular function: olfactory receptor binding. NCBI's taxonomy places the organism in Eukaryota, Metazoa, Chordata, Actinopteri, Salmoniformes, Salmonidae. Bases 175 to 684 code for a protein of 169 amino acids. Gene Ontology annotation, biological process: protein insertion into membrane; protein targeting to membrane. The record is from RefSeq and is a predicted model, not a curated record. The transcript has 2 exons.